AUGCAAAAUUUGAAUCAUAAAAAAUCAAUAUUGAAUUUAUACAGAUAUACAUUGAAGAAUAUACAUAGAUUGAAUGAUAGAAUACUAGAAGAUGAUACUAGACAGGUGGUGAAUACGUUGUUUCGAAAGAAAAUAGUUGAUCCGAUCACUAUAUCUAAAUACUUAUAUGAUGGUAUGACAUUAAAUGAACUACUUCAAUCUAAACAAUAUGAUACAAUACGACAAAUGAUAAAUGAAAAGAAAGAAUACCUCAAAAACAUUCAAUUACAAAAAGAAUCAAAGAAACAAAACAAGGAACAAAUUGACAUCAAAAAAAUCAAUUUAUUAAGAGGUAAAACUAAAUCAUUAAAACUUUCAAGAAUAGAACAUCCAAAACCAGCUAAGAAAAGUCAAUGUAAAUACAUAGUUCAAAUGUAUAUAAAUAAACUAAUUGAAAAGAAUAAAAUACCCAAAAAUAUCAAAUUAGACAAAUUGUAUCUUGAAUCCAUCAUAAUACCCAAUUUACAAUUUGAAUUAAAUAAAUUAUACUAUAAUGAUUUAAUCAAUAGAUUCAAUAAAGGUCCAUUCCAAUCAGAUAUUAAAUUCACAUUCUCUGGAGUCUUACCAUUACCUUAUAUUAUGACACCUUCAAAAUUCAAAUAUGGAAGAAAAGCAUUAUAUCAACAUAUUCAAAAACAAAACUUAUUUAGAAGAUUACUAAAUAUUUGGGAAUCAAAAGAAGGUAAACGUCUAGAAAGUGAACAUAUCCUAAAAGAUGGUGGUUAUUCAGUAUUGAAAAGUUUUGGAUUUGGUGAUUCUCAAUUAAUUUAUCCACGAUAUCAUUAUGAAAAAUAUACUAUCGGUGAGGAAUUGAUGGAAUUAUUUGUUGACACAAGUUUAAAAAAGGGUAAAUUAAAGUUUGAGGAGUAUAAUUGGAGUGAGUAUUUACAAAUUUCAUCUGAUUGGAUUCAUGAAAAUUUUGAAAAUUUAAAAAUGUUUGAUAAUGUAACUGAAAAACAAAGAAAAUUUCAGAAUGAAAUGAAUAGGAAAUAUGAUAAGGAUUUGAUCAAGUUUAAGCAACUUCAGGAGUCCUUAAAGGAGUCUAAAAGUUUUAAAAAUCAAAUUGGAUUUGAUUUGGGGAGGGAGUUGAAUAGGUUUGGUUUCAAACUGUUUGAUUUAAAUGAUCCUGAUUUUGAUAUGAGUAAGAUUAAUCAAAAAUUGAACGCUAUAGCUGAUAAAUACUAG
Messenger RNA from Insectozyma verbasci, 1224 nucleotides. The record is from the annotation of a GenBank genome assembly. NCBI's taxonomy places the organism in Eukaryota, Fungi, Ascomycota, Pichiomycetes, Serinales, Debaryomycetaceae.